AUGACUGUGAAGAGGAAGAAAUUUCUUCGCUCUGCUGUGAAAAGUCGAUAUUCGCCUGAUCUCAAGGCCACAGCCGGACAAAGACUAUAUCAGGAAAUUUCCGGUUCAUUCGUCCCAAUAUGGACCGGAAGAGGGUUUUACUCUCAAGACCUGAAGCAAUUCAGAGGUAUGUUCCUUCAGGAUGAAAGGAUAGCGCCAACGAUGAAUGCAUUACGAGAUGGAAGUGAUAUCAGAAGGAUAAGGGAGUUGCCCUGGUACCUGGCCAAAUGCAUUCAAAAGAUGAAAAACAUGGUCGGGUGA
Coccidioides immitis RS is the source of this 300-nucleotide messenger RNA. RefSeq lists its product as uncharacterized. The transcript is spliced from 3 exons. Bases 1 to 300 code for a protein of 99 amino acids. The record is from RefSeq and is a predicted model, not a curated record. NCBI's taxonomy places the organism in Eukaryota, Fungi, Ascomycota, Eurotiomycetes, Onygenales, Onygenaceae.